AUGGGGUUCCGCCUCGACCGCACGUCGCUGCUGCCAGGUUUCGCAGCCCUAACAGCGACUGCCGCGACGCUCCUCGGACCUCUUCGCGCCCACAAGCUCAUCGUUGAUGGCGACGAGUCGCGGCUCACGUCGCACAUCGCGGUCGUCCUGCGCAGCGUGGCGAGCGAAAGUCCAACCAUGGGUCUUCUCCGAGACGCCGUCACAGCACACGAUCGUGCGCAUGGAACAGGCUGCACGCUGCUGGUCAACCUCGUCCACGCCUUCGCCGAGGCAGCGCUGGUGCUGCAAGCCCAGUCGAUCGAUCCCAUCGACAUUGCAUCGCGCUUCCAGGACGCGCUGGCCAUUGCGCUGGCGACCUGUGACCGCAUGGUGAUCAACGUCCACGAGUGGCUCCGCGAGGCCUCGUUUCAGUCCGCAAGAGGAAGCCCACUCGAGGCGCUCGGGGCGGCGCUCAUCUCCGACGAGUGGGAAGAAGCCAUGGCGAUGGCCCUCGCGAUCGCCCACAAGAUACCGUCGCUACUCUCGGACGCGUAUCGCUCGCUCACUGCUGUGCACUGGUAUCCGACUGCUGGCGCCACGAAUACGCGCUUGGUCGAUGGACUGGUCGUGCCGGUGGAUCUCGCGCCGUCGCUCGCGCGGUCGCCGACCCAUGUGGCCUCGAUGGUGCUCAUCGACGGGUCGAUCGCCUUCUCCCAAGCGCUUUGCGAUGCCCUUGUAGCGAGUCACGCCGACGGACUCGUUGCCGCUUAUGGCAUCGACGCCCAGCUCGACGACUGGUGCCGUGCUCACCAUGUAGUAUGCUUUGCUACGCUGCAGCUCCACGCGGUCGCAGCUGCGUUUCAAGUGCCCGUGUUUGAGAGCACAUCGGUGUUUGUCUCGUCGCCGCAGGUGUCGCACCUGGCGCCGUCCGUGCUUGUGCAGCGAUACCAAGGCAGUGGCGCGGUCGAUAGGACGGCAGAAGACGACGAACCGACGAUGGGUUUUCUGCAGCUGACGCGGCCCGGCCUGCGCCACGUCUCGCUUUUCGUCCGGCGGAGCUGCUUGUCGCUCGCGCAGGACGCUGUCAAGACGAUACAAAGCUGCUUGGCUCGGCUCCACCACGCGCGCUACGAUGAUCGCAUGCUGCCGGGUGGCGGCGCGGUCCUUGUCGCGAUUGCAGCGGCGCUGCAAUCGCGAGAGAACCUUGCAGUGAUUGCCACGGCGUUCGAGUCGACCGGCUUGCAACUGCUGCAGAACGCUUCGUCGUUGCCGUAUUUAGAAGCCAAGAGCACUUGGCGCCGCGUCUACGCAGCGUACCGCGCGGGCUUCCACGAGAGCGACAAGUUCUUAGAAACGGCAUUCUACGGCCGCCAAUUGCGGCUCCUUGACGACCACCGCGUGCGCUUUGACAGCUACGUUAGCACCAAAGACGGGCUUCGGGCCGCCACGCGCCUCGUGACGAUGACGGCCAUGCUCGGGCCGGCCGUCAUCAACGUUCCGUGA
Molecule: messenger RNA, 1482 nt
Organism: Saprolegnia diclina VS20
Lineage: Eukaryota; Oomycota; Saprolegniomycetes; Saprolegniales; Saprolegniaceae
Exons: 6
Coding region: 1-1482 (493 amino acids)
Biological process (GO): photoreceptor cell maintenance; chaperone-mediated protein complex assembly
Molecular function (GO): ATP binding
Source: RefSeq, a predicted model, not a curated record